This is a messenger RNA of Phoenix dactylifera (date palm), 803 nucleotides long. Its product is annotated as ethylene-responsive transcription factor ERF003-like. The record is from RefSeq and is a predicted model, not a curated record. Gene Ontology annotation, biological process: regulation of DNA-templated transcription. NCBI's taxonomy places the organism in Eukaryota, Viridiplantae, Streptophyta, Magnoliopsida, Arecales, Arecaceae. Gene Ontology annotation, molecular function: DNA binding; DNA-binding transcription factor activity.
CUCCCUUCAGAACAGAGCUCCCACACCUCCCCUGUUCCUCCUCCCCAUUCCACUCCACCCAUCGCCCAUAAGAGAAACAGAGCAGCUUCUCAUCAUGGCUAGGCCUCAGAAGAGAUAUCGAGGCGUUCGCCAGAGGCACUGGGGCUCCUGGGUUUCCGAAAUCCGCCACCCUUUGUUGAAGACGAGGAUAUGGCUUGGCACAUUCGAAACAGCAGAGGACGCAGCCAGAGCGUACGAUGAAGCGGCAAGAUUAAUGUGCGGGCCGAGGGCAACGACCAACUUCCCUUUCAAUCCCAAUGCCUCCCCUUCAUCGAACUCCAAGUUCCUAUCGGCGGCUCUCACCGCAAAGCUGCACCACUUCAAUUUAGUAUCACUCCAAGCCACCCAGCCCACUGCUAAGGAUACACCGCGCAAGUCUCCCCUCUCGGUAAGCAGCAGGGCUACCAACAACAGGAAGUCAGAGUCCAUUGAUAACCACACGGCGAAGAACCCGGUAGCAGCAAUGGAACAAAAAAUGGACACCAACCGGGUUGUCGCAGAAGAGAAUGACAGUAGGGAAAUGCAGUUCGCUUGUCUGGAGGAGCAUCAUAUAGAACAAAUGAUUGAGGAGCUGCUGGAUUCUAACCUCUCUAUGGAGCUCUGCUUCGCUGCUCUGUAAGCAGUCACGCCAUUUGCUAAUGUAACCUUUUUCUUUUUCUAUCUGGAGAUUGACCCAAUUCCCACCUACUCAAGUACCUUGAAGCAAUGAAGUCAUUGCCCAAGUUCUGUUUUCCUUUAGUAUACUACCAGAGUAGUUCAUCUCA